GGGGGGGAUGAAGCGGCGGUUAUGACCUUCCGCCUGGGACUGCAGCCAUGGCAGCCUGUUCCUUUCGGAGGAGCAUCGCUUCUCAGCUUGCAAAGGUUUUGGAUCUACCACCAGAACAUUUAAUAAAGUCCAUAUCUGCAGUUCCUGUCUCCAAACAACGGCGUGUUGCUGAUUUCCAGGUUUCUAUUGCUUCUGUAACAGAAGUCAGCUCUAGUGAUUGCUUAGCCCAAGACCCUUAUCUUCAAGCUCAGAAGCUGGCUGAAAGGCUCAAAUGUGAUGCUGUAGUGAGUGAAAUCAGUGCUGGUCCAGGAACAGUGAACUUUAAGAUAAACAGGGAAUUAUUAGCAAAGACUGUGUUGCAGCAGGUGUUGAAAGACGGCUCAGAGUAUGGAGUAAAAAGUGAGCUUUUCUCCAGAGUUCCUAGACAAAAGACAGUGAUUGAUUUCAGCUCCCCUAAUAUUGCCAAAAAGUUUCACAUAGGACAUUUGCGCUCCACAAUAAUAGGGAAUUUUAUAGCAAAUCUCAAAGUUGCACUGGGACAUGAAGUAAUAAGAAUAAAUUACCUUGGUGACUGGGGCAUGCAGUUUGGUUUGUUGGGUGUUGGUUUCCAACGCUUUGGCAACAAAGAAAAGCUAGAAUCCAGUCCUUUGCAACACCUUUUUGAGGUGUAUGUGCAGAUUAACAAAGCAGCAGAAGAUGAGAACACAAAAAAGCUGGCUAAGGAUUUCUUUAGGAAACUGGAGGAACAUGAUGAGCAGACAUUGUCACUUUGGAAACAAUUUAGAGACUUGAGCAUUGAGGAAUACAUCCGAAUUUAUAAGCGUCUAGGAGUGCACUUUGAUGAGUAUUCUGGAGAAUCAUUUUACCAAGAGAAGUCCCAGGAAGUUCUAAAGCUGUUGGAGGAUAAAGGUCUCCUUCAGAAAACAACAAAAGGGACAGCAAUUGUGGAUCUUUCUGAAAAUAAAGACCUCUCCUCAUUUUCCACUGUCAUGCGUAGUGAUGGGACAUCUCUUUAUAUAACAAGAGAUCUUGCUGCUGCUAUAGACCGAGUGCAGAAGCACAGCUUUGAUACUAUGAUUUAUGUGACAGAUAAAAGCCAAAGGCAACAUUUUCAACAUUUGUUCCAAAUGCUGAAGCUCAUGGGUUAUGACUGGGCAGAAAGGUGCCAGCACGUGUCCUUUGGUCAAAUUCAAGGGAUGAAGACUCGGAGAGGAGAAGUCAUUUUCCUGGAAGAUGUUUUAAAUGAAGUUCGUUUGAGGAUGUUACAAAACAUGGCUUCUGCAAAAACAAGCAAAGAGGUAGAAGACCCUGCAGAGACAGCAGAGAAGGUCGGUCUCGCAGCACUCAUAAUUCAGGACUUCCAGGGCCUUCUGUCAUCAGAUUAUCAGUUCAGCUGGGAUAGAGCUCUUCAAAGCCAUGGGGAUACAGGUGUGUUCUUACAGUACACCCAUGCCAGGCUCCACAGCUUAGAGAAGAUGCAUGGGAAUGAGCCACAAACGGACAUUAACGUGACCUGCUUGCAAGAGCCAAGUGCCAUCUCUGUUCUUCAGCAUCUUCUCAGGUAUGAUGAGGUCCUGUAUAGAUCUUCUCAGGAUCUGCAACCCAAGCACAUUGUCAGCUACCUCCUCACACUGAGCCACCUGGCAGCUGUGGCACACAAAGCCCUUCCUGUGAAAGGCAGCGCCCCGGAGGUAGCCCAGCUCUUGUCUUGCAGGCACGGCUCUGCCUCUUCCACGCCACGCGCCUGGUUCUGGCCAGUGGGAUGGAACUCCUGGGUAUUACACCUGUCACCCAAAUGUGAUGAGGCUGCCACAGCUCUCAGUCAGAGGACUUCAAGAGACUGUAACUCCUGUGCUGUGGGUCUGUGCUAAGGUGCCUGCUCUGGGGGGUGUGCAC
Colius striatus (speckled mousebird) is the source of this 1896-nucleotide messenger RNA. RefSeq names its product arginyl-tRNA synthetase 2, mitochondrial (gene RARS2). Gene Ontology annotation, biological process: mitochondrial translation; arginyl-tRNA aminoacylation. Bases 48 to 1871 code for a protein of 607 amino acids. Gene Ontology annotation, molecular function: ATP binding; arginine-tRNA ligase activity. Gene Ontology annotation, cellular component: mitochondrion; cytoplasm. The transcript has 20 exons. The record is from RefSeq and is a predicted model, not a curated record. NCBI's taxonomy places the organism in Eukaryota, Metazoa, Chordata, Aves, Coliiformes, Coliidae.